GAGAGAGAUGGGGGGCUGUGAGGGAGGGAGGAGUGCCUGUAUAGUGCAGGGCAUACAGCCCAUAAUAAUAACUGCCCUAUGUGAGGGGUAAUAGUACAGGGAGGGUAGGUACCAUCCAUUCAGGCAAUACAGAACUGUGAAAGUGACGGCAGUGCCCAUAUAUUACAUAUAAUACAGUAAUUAGAAGCUGAGUGCCCGUGCAGCUACAAGUAAUACUGCAGGAAGGCGGGCCAGGCAGGUAGAAGUGGGAGGGGCACAGGUGGGGACACAGGUGAGUGCUGACUGUUGACAAUCUGAUGUGGCCUCUCUGAAGCCUGAUCCUUCUCCAGGAUAACGAUGUCUGAUGGGAUCAUGAGCAAAGCUGCCACCAUGGAAAUUGCCAUCAGCAGGAAUGGGGUGUCGGGGGCGCUGCACGAGGAUGAGAGUCUGGAGCAGGACCUACAGCAGGUGAUGGUUUCGGGGCCGAAUCUCAAUGAGACGAGUAUCGUGUCGGGCGGAUAUGGGGGCACCGCAGAGGGGAUCAUUCCCACCGGCACCAUUAAAGGGCCGGCGGUGCAGUUUAACCCCAACUACAUUGGAGUGCGGCCCCCACAUGCGCAGACGCAAGGGGGCAUGUCCCAGCAGUGCUCCUCCCACAACGCGCUCACCUCAGAGGAACUCAGCAGAGGUUUAGCUGUGGAGAAAUUUGAUCUGGUGAAGAAAUGGGGAAUAAACACUUAUAAAUGCACAAAGCAGAUGAUCUCUGAGCGCUUUGGGCGGGGCACUCGCACCGUCGACCUGGAGCUGGAAACGCAGAUUGAGCUUCUGAGGGACACCAAGCGCAAGUACGAGGGGGUCCUCCAGCUGGCACGGGCCCUCACUGCCCACUUCUACAGCCUGGUACAGACUCAGCGGGCCCUCGGCGACGCCUUCUCCGACCUCAGCCAGAAGUCCCCCGAACUGCAGGAGGAGUUUGGGUACAACGCUGAGACCCAGAAGCUGCUGUGUAAGAACGGGGAGACGCUCCUCGGGGCGGUCAAUUUCUUUGUGUCCAGCAUCAACACUCUCAUUAAUAAAACCAUGGAGGACACACUCAUGACUGUCAAACAGUACGAGACUGCGCGGCUGGAGUUUGACGCUUACCGGGCCGACCUGGAGGAGCUGAGUCUGGGCCCGCGGGACGCGGCCACUCUGUGCCGUAUGGAGACCGCGCAGCAGAACUUCCAGUCGCACCGCGUCAAAUACGAGAAACUGAGGGGGGACGUCACUAUCAAACUGCGCUUCCUACAGGAGAACAAGGUGAAGGUGAUGCGCAAGCAGCUGCUGCUGUUCCAUAACGCCAUCUCCUCGUACUUCGCUGGGAAUCAGCAGCAGCUGGAGGCCUCCCUGCAACAGUUCAACAUCAAGCUGAGCAGUCGGGGCAGCGACAAGCCCUCCUGGCUGGAGGAACAGUGACCGGGGCAGCGGGAGGGGUGUCUAUUUAUAUGUCUGGGGGGGGGGGCGUGUUUGUACAUACGUGUGUGUGUGGGACACUCCGUACAUGUGUCUGGCCUUCAGUGAGUCUGGGGAGUGCAUGUAUCUGGGCCUGUGAGGGAGACUCGGUGAGUGUGGGCAUGUGAGUGAGACUCAGUGUGGGCAUGUGAGUGAGACUCAUGAGUGUGGGCAUGUAAGGGAGACUCGGUGAGUGUGGGCAUGUGAGUGAGACUCGUGAGUGUGGGCAUGUAAGGGAGACUCGGUGAGUGUGGGCAUGUGAGUGAGACUCGUGAGUGUGGGCAUGUAAGGGAGACUCGGUGAGUGUGGGCAUGUGAGUGAGACUCGUGAGUGUGGGCAUGUAAGGGAGACUCGGUGAGUGUGGGCAUGUGAGUGAGACUCAGUGUGGGCAUGUGAGUGAGACUCGUGAGUGUGGGCAUGUAAGGGAGACUCGGUGAGUGUGGGCAUGUGAGUGAGGCUCGUGAGUGUGGGCAUGUAAAGGAGACUCGGUGAGUGGGCUUGUGAGGGAGUUCAGUGAGUGGGCAUGUGAGUCUCUGUACAAAUGCCUGAGUAUGAGUGGGAGUAGGUUCCAUAUCUACUUUCUUCCUGCCCCGCCCCAACCCUAAAGCUCCUCCUGUUCUAUAUCUACUUGCUUCCUGCCCCACCCCCAACCCUAAAGCUCCUCCUGUUCCAUAUCUACUUGCUUCCUGCCCCGCCCCCAACCCUAAAGCU
Xenopus tropicalis (tropical clawed frog) is the source of this 2181-nucleotide messenger RNA. It is a transcript of the gene arfip2, whose product is annotated as ARF interacting protein 2. The coding region runs from base 337 to 1434 and encodes 365 amino acids. The transcript has 9 exons. Gene Ontology annotation, cellular component: Golgi membrane; Golgi apparatus; cytosol. The record is from RefSeq and is a predicted model, not a curated record. NCBI's taxonomy places the organism in Eukaryota, Metazoa, Chordata, Amphibia, Anura, Pipidae. Gene Ontology annotation, molecular function: protein domain specific binding; phosphatidylinositol-4-phosphate binding. Gene Ontology annotation, biological process: intracellular protein localization.